Messenger RNA from Struthio camelus australis, 2031 nucleotides. The record is from RefSeq and is a predicted model, not a curated record. NCBI's taxonomy places the organism in Eukaryota, Metazoa, Chordata, Aves, Struthioniformes, Struthionidae.
CCGCAGGUCUGGCCAGUAUACAAUGAACCAUGAAAAUUCCAAGAAGACCCCUGAUGGAGCACCAUUUGAUCGUUCAGGUUCCCAGGACUCCUUGGAUGAAUUGUCUAUGGAUGACUACUGGAAAGAACUAGAGAAUAUCCAUGAAACCAGGGGAAAUAAUCAUGAGGAACAGGAAGCACUUGUGGUGAAAGAGCCAGAUGAGGGGGAACUGGAAGAAGAAUGGCUGAAAGAGGCCGGUCUGUCAAAUCUGUUUGGUGAGAGUACUGGUGACUCCCUAGAAAGUAUGGUGUUUCUGUCAACGUUGACCCGAACCCAGAAGGCAGCAGUCGAGAAGCGAGUAGAGACUGUCACACAAACCAUGAGGAAAAAAAACAAACAAUACCAGAUACCUGAUGUCAGAGAUAUCUUCAGGCUACAAAGUGACUCAAAGGGAAGAGUCUGUGAUGGACGUGAACCCUCAACUGUGAGAACAUGUGAAAACAAAAAUGAAACACAAGAUGAAGCAAAAGGUCUGAAGUUCACUCUUGGGAUUGAUGAACAGACGAGCCCACUUGAAGAUACGUGGCUUUCUGAAACUGCCAUCAAUUUGGAGAUAUCAUUUUCAGAGCAGGCAGCUAUUUUCAAAGACAGCUCAGUAGGCAAAAUGUGCAAGGGUGCAGGGGAUGGCAGUCUUCUUCCUAAUUUCAGACUGCCGAAGGACAAAACGGGCACCACAAAGAUUGGUGACCUGGCCCCUCAGGAUAUGAAGAAAAUCUAUUCUUUAGCACUGAUUGAAUUAACUGCUCUCUAUGACAUACUGGGGACAGAAUUCAAGCAGCAGAAAGCUGCAAAAAUCAAAACCAAAGAAUCUGGCUUGUUUGGUGUCCCACUCUCAGUUUUGCUGGAGCAGGAUCAGAAGAAGGUGCCAGGCACCAAGACCCCACUGAUUUUUCAAAAGCUGAUUUCCCAGAUCGAAGAGGCAACACUGGAAACGGAAGGACUGCUUAGGAUACCAGGAGUUGCAGCAAGAGUAAAGAGUCUUUGCCAAGAACUGGAAGCAAAAUUUUAUGAAGGGACUUUCAACUGGGAAAAUGUAAAGCAACAUGAUGCAGCAAGUCUUUUAAAACUCUUCAUCCGAGAGAUGCCUCAGCCACUUCUCACUGUAGAAUAUCUCAAAGCUUUCCAAGAUGUGCAGAAUCUUCCAACGAGGAAUCAGCAGCUACAAGCUCUGAAUCUUUUGGUUCUCCUUCUACCUGAAGCAAACAGAGACACACUGAAGGUACUGCUUGAAUUCCUCCAGAGAGUAAUUGAUCAUCGAGAUAAAAAUAAAAUGACGCUAAAGAAUGUUGCAAUGGUGAUGGCCCCAAACCUUUUCACGUUUCGUGGGUUUGGCUCAAAGGCUAUUGAACAAAGCCAGUUUGUUAUGGCAGCUGGAACAGCAAACGUCAUGCACUUCAUGAUUCAGUACCAAAAACUUCUCUGGACAAUUCCUAAGUUUAUCGUUAACCAAGUGAGAAAACAAAACGCUGAAAGCCAGAAGAAGGAGAAGAAGGACAAAGCUAUGAAGAAACUUCUGAAAAAGAUGGCUUAUGACCGGGAAAAGCAUGAGAAACAAGACAAGACCUCUAAUGAUGCUGAUGUUCCUGAGGGAGUGAUACGGGUGCAAGCGCCUCAUCUUUCGAAAGUUUCCAUGGCAAUACAGCUGACAGAAGAACUGAAAGCCAGUGAUAUAGUAGCCAGGUUUCUCAGCCAGAAAAGUGGAAGUGUCCAAACACUCAAGAAAGAAGAGGUCUUUCUGUAUGAAAUAGGAGGAAAUAUUGGAGAACGCUGCCUUGAUGAUGAUACCUACAUGAAGGACCUGUACCAGCUCAACCCAAAUGCUGAAUGGGUUAUAAAAUCUAAGAAUAGCUAAGCUCACAAUAGAUGGCAAAAGAACAACCUGUGGACUUGCUUCGUAAUGCUGAAUGCUUCAAAGGGAUAGUGUGUCCUUUCACCAUUCAACUGUAUUGUAUAUAAAUUAAUAGAAUCUUAUCUCGUUUAAAAAAAAAAAAA